CCCCACUUACUACUACUCCUUCUCUCUUUUCCUCCUGCUCAGUAGGAAGGGAGGAGUAGCAAGGGUUUCUGGACGCAGCCUCCUCAGUCUGUCCUGCGCGUGCAUGAGUGUGUGAGCACAACUGAGCGCGAGCCGGGUCGGAUCUGAGAUCUGAGAACGGAACGUUGCGCUCGAGCUCGCGCGUGGAUACGGAUAUGGGUACGGAGCGCGCGGCACCGGGUUCAUCGAGGCGCGCGUAAAAGUCGGAGCGCUUUUUGGUGCAAAAAAAAGAGGACACCUCUGAAAGCUUUGGAAAAAAAGAAUCCCGUGUUUUGCACGCGAUGGUUUUGCGCACGGGGCUGCUCGUGAGCGCCUGGGCGACGGUGUGCGCGCACGCGCUGUUCCUGGGCCCGCUGCACCCGGAGAUGUCCAACGGCACCUUCCACCACUACUUCGUGCCGGACGGCAACUACGAGGAGAACGACGACCCGGAGCAGUGCCAGAUGCUGUUCCGCGUGACGGACGAGCGCCGCCCGUGCGGCGAGGACGCGGACGCCGACGCGGCGGUGCGCGAGGACUUCACGCUGGCGCGGCGGCAGGCGGAGGACUCGGCGCGCGUGCUGGAGGGCAUCGCCCGCAGCGUGGCGCUCGAUCUGGACGGCGAGGAGAGCUACGCGCGCUACCUGCGCCGCGAGACCUCGCAGAUCAGUGAGGCGUUCGCCGCCUCCGAGCGCGCGCUUCUCGAGCUCGAGGGCAAGUUUGCACAGAGCCGCGAGCGCGAGGAGGCGCGGCGGCCCGGCGACGACUUCGCGGGCAUGGCAGAGCACGCGCGAGACCUGCUGCGCGAGACGCGCAACGCCGCCACGGCGCUCGGGGACCACCACGAGCUGCUGACGCUGGUCGUGCGCAGCCACGGCGCGCGCCUCAGCCGCCUCAAGAACGAGUACCUGAAGGGGUAGGGGGGAUUUUUGUUUCUGUGCAUUGGGUGAAUUCGGUUUGGAUUGAUCCGAUUUUGCGUUUUUGUUCUUUUGCAUUCUUGCUUAAUUUGAUUCGGUUUGAUUUGAUUGAGUUUUGAUGCAAAAUUUGAUGCAAAUACUGUGCAAAAGCUCCACUUGGAGUAGAGACUUAUGGAACUGAUAUAUGAACAUCUGGAUCAGCAGCUGUGGACCAGCAGCACCACAGUCCACAGUGCUGGGAUACUGAGGUGCUGGUGCUCAGUCUCUGGGACAGGGACAUUCAAGAUCCUCUGGACACUGAUUGUUAUGGAGAGGGUGAAGAACAGUACUUGAUAGUUAAUGUUCUGCAAAAAAAACACAAUAAACACGUUUAAGUUAUAGGUUUUUUUAUGGUGCACAUUCUAAAAUAUACACAUUUGACUUGAUUCACAGUAUCUCUUCAAACAGAAACUUCAUGCAAAAUCAUAAUGAAAUCUGGUAUUAACUGACAAAGACCUUGUAUCUACAUUUUGGCCAUUUUUUUAUUUAAUGCAGAAAUAAAAUCUUUCUUUACAUAUAUUGACAUACAUAGCAGUUUAUCACUUCUUGUCAUGAACUGAAUCUGAGGAAUGGACCAAUAGAAAUGCUCCAAAAGGUUAUUUUUGCCUGCCAGCAACAAUACAGCAAUGAAUACAGGAUGAAUGUAGAAAUGCUUCCAAAUUUAGAAUGAAAUCUUUGCCAAAAAGUCAAAAAUGACAAAAAAAUGGAUAAAUGGAUGUACAAGAUUUUUUGUCUUUCGGUGAAACCAUAUGCAAUGUAAUAUACUAAAUUGUGUCCAUUUUAUCCUUUUGAUGGACCAAUAGAAAUGUUCCAAAAUGCAAACAAUGACAAUUAAUAUAUAAUGAAAUAUAUUUAGACGAUUUUCACUUUUUGUCAUAAUCCAAAUCUGGCUGUUGUUCAUUACAUGGUGUCCAAAUUUUAGGAUGAAUUGACUAAUAGAAAUCCAUCAAAAUUACAUGGAAUAAACCCUUUGCCAAAAAGUAAAAAAUGAUAAAACAUGCAUAUACACGAUUUUGUGUCUGCCAAAAACUAUAUACAUAUAAUGUAAUAUACUUUUCUGUUUUCACUUUUUGUCGUAAUCCAAAUCUGUUUUUUUAUAUUGUGUCCAUUUCAUCAUUUUGAUGGACCAACAGAACUGCUUCAAAAUGCAAACAGUGACAAUAAAUAUAUAAAAUAUAUUUACAAGAUUUUUCACUUUUUGUCAUAAUCCAAAUCUGUACCAGCUGUUAUUUAUAUUGUGUACAGAUCUCAGGAUGAAUGGACCAAUAGAAAUACGACACAAUCAGAAAUGGAGAUAUGAUGGAGUUUGGUCUGCCAGUGACAGUGUAUAUAUAAUGUAAUAUAUUUGUUUUUUUUAACUCUUUUACAUAAUCUGAAUCUGUAAUUUAUUGUUUGCAAAUUUCAUGAGGAAUGGGCCAAUGGAAAUGCUCCAAAAUAACUUGGAAUAAAAUCUUUGACAAAAAGUAAAAAAAUGACAAAGCUGCAGAUACAAGGUUUUUGUCUGUAACAACAUAUAUAAUUAGACCAAUAGAAAUCCUUCAACGUGACUUGUAAAAAAAAAAAAAAAUCACUUUUGCAUUGAACCAUCCAUUACAUUGUCUAUUGUACAACUGCAAUUUUGGAGAUACAAGCUUUUUGCGUGACCUUUUACACGACUAUUUCCACAAGUUAACCAAUAGGAAUGACUUGUGUUAAUGUGAAACAGGCUGUUUUAGAGAAGAAAACACACCAUAAAAACUGUAAUAUGUUUUACUGCUAGUUAUGUUAGAACAUGUCCUACCAUUCAGUCUGACUAUCCUCCUGAAAUACAUACUGCUUAAAUAUAUAUAUGGUGUAAAACAGCAAUAUUAUUGUUAUUAUUUUAAAAGGAGGAGAAAUGUUAUAUUUGUAAAUGCUUAUUUUUGUGUUUGUAUUUUUGUUGAAAUCUGUACAUCUGAAUAUUGUUCUAUAUGCUUUAAAAUGCUGAGUGUUUAUAUUAUUAUGGGAUGGAGAGGAGCUCUAUGGGACGGGAUGGUACAGUAAGAAUAUAUUGGAGAUGUUCUGAGUGAAAGACAGUGGGGUGACGUAUCCUCAGACCCACCGGAGAUAACUGCGGGCAGGAAUAUCCUAUUCAGACCCUUUACCAUGUGGAGCUGCAUUCCUCAGAGCUUGGGUUUGUUCCACUGUGUAAUAAAAAAACUUUAAAGACUGA
This is a messenger RNA of Astyanax mexicanus (Mexican tetra), 3165 nucleotides long. It is a transcript of the gene fibinb, whose product is annotated as fin bud initiation factor b. The transcript has a single exon. Lineage: Eukaryota; Metazoa; Chordata; Actinopteri; Characiformes; Acestrorhamphidae. Bases 321 to 938 code for a protein of 205 amino acids. The record is from RefSeq and is a predicted model, not a curated record.